UUUAAGGAACUAGAACGAGAAGUGCGUGAGUGGGUCGGGACUUGAUACAAAAUCUGAGAUUUGACUUGAUCCGCGCUCUAGUUUUGAGAAUGGAAAUCUAUGGCUUGCCGACAAGGGAUGCAAUUCACCAUGUUUUUGUAAACAGGCGGUGAAUUUUAUGAGGAUAAUCCAGGAGGUAUACAGGAUCUGCACACCCCACCGCUGGCCCCGUCGGCACGACCUUGUCGCCUUUCCUCCUGAUGCUGAGAGGUUUGUGUGGUCACACAACUGCCUCAACUACAGCUGUAUUGCUGUGAAGAUUGUCUCUGCCCCGGCUUCCUGAUUAAGUGAAACUGUGUCAACAACAUAUAUAUUCUCAGAAACUGCAGUCAGACACAGAAGUCAAGAUGUCCAUCACCAACACACCUACCAGCAAUGAUGCCUGUCUGAGCAUUGUGCACAGCCUGAUGUGUCACAGACAGGGUGGUGAGAGCGAGACGUUUGCCAAGCGGGCCAUCGAGAGCCUGGUGAAAAAGCUAAAGGAGAAAAAAGACGAGCUUGACUCCCUCAUCACAGCUAUCACCACCAAUGGGGCCCAUCCCAGCAAGUGUGUUACCAUUCAAAGGACACUGGAUGGACGCCUGCAGGUGGCUGGACGUAAAGGGUUUCCUCAUGUAAUCUACGCCCGGCUGUGGCGGUGGCCUGACCUGCAUAAGAAUGAACUGAAGCACGUCAAAUACUGCCAGUUUGCCUUUGACCUCAAGUGUGACAAUGUGUGUGUCAACCCCUAUCACUAUGAGAGAGUGGUGUCGCCUGGCAUAGACUUAUCAGGACUGACACUGACCAGUUCUGGGCCUAGCUCUGCACAGAUGGUUAAGGAUGAGUACGAUUUUGAUGGACCUCAGAGUAUGCCCUCAAUUGAGGGAGGGCACUCCAUCCAGACCAUCCAACACCCCCCAUCUGCCGGCCGCCCAACACCCUCUGAACCGUUUGCGACCCCAAACCUGCUCCCAUCUGCUGAGGCCUCCACCUCUGCCUCAACAUCAUCCUUCCCUGCCAUUGCUGCUGGAUCAGGCAGUGCCAGCUCAACAUGGUCUAGGAACAGCAGCUUCACCCCCAACAUACCCCACCACACCAAUGGCCAUCUACAGCACCACCCUCCUAUGCCACAUCCGACACACUACUGGCCAGUCCAUAAUGAGCUCGCCUUUCAGCCUCCUAUAUCUAAUCAUCCAGCUCCUGACUACUGGUGCUCCAUUGCUUAUUUUGAGAUGGACGUUCAAGUCGGGGAGACGUUUAAGGUGCCCUCUUCUUGCCCCAUCGUGACAGUGGACGGCUAUGUGGACCCCUCAGGAGGAGACCGGUUCUGUUUGGGUCAGCUCAGCAAUGUACAUCGCACUGAGGCUAUUGAGAGAGCAAGGCUUCACAUUGGCAAAGGGGUUCAGCUGGAGUGUAAAGGGGAAGGAGAUGUGUGGGUGCGUUGCCUAAGUGACCACGCAGUGUUUGUUCAGAGUUAUUACCUGGACAGAGAGGCGGGCCGAGCCCCUGGAGACGCUGUUCACAAAAUCUACCCCAGCGCUUACAUCAAGGUGUUUGACCUCCGUCAGUGCCACAGACAGAUGCAACAGCAGGCUGCUACGGCUCAAGCAGCAGCGGCAGCCCAAGCUGCCGCUGUGGCCGGAAAUAUACCUGGACCUGGAUCAGUUGGAGGAAUAGCUCCAGCUAUUAGUCUGUCAGCAGCAGCCGGUAUCGGGGUAGACGACCUCCGGAGGCUGUGUAUUCUCAGGAUGAGUUUUGUUAAGGGCUGGGGGCCCGACUACCCCCGCCAGAGCAUCAAGGAGACCCCCUGCUGGAUCGAGAUCCACCUGCACAGAGCUCUACAGUUACUGGACGAGGUUCUGCACACUAUGCCUAUAGCAGACCCACAACCUCUGGACUGAGAUCUUUACAAUUGCAGCAUCACACUGCAACAUACAGUGGCAGUGGAAAGUCUUCCUCAGUGAACUGUUUGGGUGGAGAAGCCGGUGAAACAGCUGCAGCACUGAAGCUGUCCCACAUGAAAAAAAUACUUUGUGCACUGUGGCCCCUUCUUUUGCUUUUUUUUUUUAAGCAAGAGUGACACUAAAAUGAGCCAAAGCCAUGUAUUGAAGAUAUCUUUAUCUCUAUUUUUGAUAGAUGGCUUUGAUUUGUGAUGACUGGAAUGAUGAACUGUAGGACUAGAAAAAGACGUCCCAGAUAACUACAGUUACAAAGCACCACAACAUGCAUAUAGAUCACCUGCAGAUCCCAUUUAAACUGGAAUGUACAGCGACUACUUAAGAGUCCACAACCACCAACUACUGGCAGACAUUAGAUUGACUGAACAAUGAAAGCUGUGGGAUGAGAUGACUCACAUAUCCAGUGUCUGGGCACCCGAGUACUGCUGGUUUUUCUAUUGUGUCAUUUUCCAUUCGAGCAGUUACAGACUGCUUCUCACCUGGGCUAACCAGCAAGAUCAGUCAACUGUCAGGCCGAAUAGAAAAGCAGCAGCACUCACGGGAUCACCGCUCAACGUCAUGCUGGUUGCUGCCUCUCAGAUGCUGGACACAGUCGAGGACCACCCAGCUUGGAUCAGGGCAUGCUAGACCUUCACAGCCAUCCACGAAUAUCACAGAGAAGAAAUGACAAGCGCCGUGCCUAAAGCCGACACAACCUCUGAACUGAAACAAGGUCAAGUCUGUGGACUCUUCCAGGUCAGGUAUCGUCGAACUACGGGUUUAGGCCUUAGUAUCUGGUAGUGGGCCUGGUGGGUGUCCAAUGACAAAUCGUUGUCUCUCUCCCCCCCUCCCUUCCCCCCCUCUCUGAAUUAAACAAGAUUUUGGAGCAAAUGAAGAGCCCCCAGUUGAGGUUUUGGACCAGAGAAUAUCCUUGUGUGGCAUCAUGACAUGCAAAGUUGAAUAGCCCAUUGAUGAUACAAUGUAUUGCUUUUUACUGACUUACUGUGAUUAUGUCGUGUGUUCACUCACUCAAAAAUAGUGAUGACAAGAUGCUCAUUGAAGUGUGAUCUUUCAUCAUUGUUCACUUUCCACCAUGGUCGCCUCCCACCUGUUUCAGGUACAGUUACGGUUUUGGAAAACGCCCUCUUUUAUGCUGCCACAAAGGCUGAAUCUCCUACACCUGCGAACUCCUCGCCUUUUCUCAUUUUCACGCUGAGAGCAAAAAAAGUAAAAUGGCUGGCGUGCUUUUGGUUCAGUAAGACUGAAGUAAGCUGGAGAGAGGAGGCAGACAGUUGGUCUUUGAUGUCUAAUUUAAUCACAGUACACGGACCAGUUUAUCAAUGUUUUGGCAAACCAAAGUACUAAUUACUCAGAAGCAUACUGUAACUUUAAUUUGGAAGUGUCUUUAAUUAAAUUUCAAAGGUGAUUAUGUUUAUUUGUAUUCAUUUGAAUGAAUAUUGAUAUUUAUCCCCAAGCAUACCCGACAGACUCUCCAACCUAGUUGAGAAUCAUUGUACUUACUUCUGACUUGCAGCCCACUAAUAUACUACUUGAUCCAGGUCUGUUGUGUAUAGUUUACUGACAAAGAUAUGAGAAUUUAGGACAGUUCCCCAGCAAUAUAGAUAUAUUUUCUUGUUUUUAUAUUUGUUACUUUUAUUAAUGGAUUUGUUUUAUAUUUUUAGCACUUUACUUUUUUUCUUGUUUUUAAUUCAGUAACCUUAAUUUUGAGGUGGUUGUGAAAGGGAGUGACUAGGUUGGUUGAUAUUCAUUUUUUUUUUUUUUUUUUAUGUAGGGUUGUGAGCAGAGGCAACUUUGUGAUGCAUUUGUGUUAAAAACACUAAGACAUCUUUUUAAAAUAAUUUUUUGCCCUUUCAAUCUAUAAAGGCAUAUACACAUAGGUUGUUUUUUGCUGUUCUGAGAUGCAGUCUUUUUUGAUUUGCAGUUUUUCUUUCCUUUUUAAUCCAUGUAAAUAACUUUUGUUUUUGAAAUGCAUGUCAAUGUUUGCAUGAAUCUUAAUGGCAAAUAGACUCCUUUAUCCCUACCCUCUUUUUAAAAUACUAAGUACUUCACUUAAAUAUUACACAGGGAUACUGGUAUCUGAGGGGAGUAGAAACCAGCACCUGCUGUAUACUGGUGUGGUGUGUUGCUGGUUUAUGAGAACAGCAUUAGGUAAACCGAGGGAAGCUACAUGGUCCUAACUGAUGGAAAUGAUCCAAUUUAAUCAUAUAACUCACUUUUUAGCAGCCAAGCUCCUUAUGAAGGCAACUUGUCUCCUGAGACCUAAUUUGUAUACAGUAACUCAGUCAGUUAUUAAUGUGCAGCCUCUCUUUGAAAGUAAAAUGAGUACAAGCAUGAUCAUUUCUCUUGCAUGUGUUGAAACGGGUGAAGGUAGAUUUGACACACAAAAAUAAUUUAGAUUUUAACACGAGUUCCCCUGUCUCUGCGCUGCAUUUGAUACAUUUGUUAUAGGUCACACGCAUCGAUUAGGAAUACACAUUUAAUUUACUCUCCUCAUGUUCAUGCUUAUUUUCCACAUCGUGUCAUACAGUAUCAUCUUUCUGGUCAUCUGUAUAUGAAAAGACAUCUUUUAAAAAAAAUUGUGUUUAUUUCCCUAAACAAAUAUGUUUUGGACAGUGCUGACUUGGUGGGUUACAGAUGAAAUGAAAAAAGACAAAUUGGAUUUCUUCAUGGUUUAAUUGAAACUUGGGAUCCAUUUGUCACAGGAAAUUAUCCAUUUUUUUAUCCAGUUGAUUAAGCGGAACUAAGCAGUGCGUUGCUUUCUCUCCCCUCUGAUUAUUUCACUAUAAUUUAAAAAAGCAUCGUUCAAAAAAGUUGUCCUACAUCUGAGCUUAAGAGUCAAAUUUAUUCACUUAAUUAUGCAUCCGAUCGAUGAAACUGAAAGACCUGUCUAGAGAAUUAAUCUGUUAUGUUCUGUUGUGCUUUAAGGUGGACAUGUUUCUUUUUUAUAUUACUUGCAGUUAUUAUAGGAGCCUAAAGACACAGCUAAAAUAAGUAUGUUGACUACUAUGACUGAUUGCAGAUAUACAUUUUACUGUAUUUCUUAUGAGUCUUUAAUUAAACAUGGCCUGAUAUUCUCUAA
Perca flavescens (yellow perch) is the source of this 5055-nucleotide messenger RNA. RefSeq names its product mothers against decapentaplegic homolog 4. Gene Ontology annotation, molecular function: DNA-binding transcription factor activity, RNA polymerase II-specific; RNA polymerase II cis-regulatory region sequence-specific DNA binding; I-SMAD binding. Gene Ontology annotation, biological process: regulation of transcription by RNA polymerase II; SMAD protein signal transduction; cell differentiation. The coding region runs from base 387 to 1919 and encodes 510 amino acids. The transcript has 10 exons. Lineage: Eukaryota; Metazoa; Chordata; Actinopteri; Perciformes; Percidae. Gene Ontology annotation, cellular component: heteromeric SMAD protein complex. The record is from RefSeq and is a predicted model, not a curated record.